Messenger RNA from Paramecium sonneborni, 3424 nucleotides. NCBI's taxonomy places the organism in Eukaryota, Ciliophora, Oligohymenophorea, Peniculida, Parameciidae. The record is from the annotation of a GenBank genome assembly.
AUGAAUUAAAUUUACUAAGACACUGAAGAGCCAAGUUCAAAAUUGAAUUAAUUAAUAUUAACUGAUGAACCUAUUGGUGAAAUUCAUGAUUUUAUCAAUUAUUCUUUAUCAGAAGCUAACUUCUCUAUACAAGAUUCAAAAAGAAAUACUAAUAACAAAUAGAACAAUUAAAAUUCUAAUUAAAUAACUCAUGAAGUUAAAAGAGUUUAGUUCGAUUCAAAACUUAAUAGUCCCUCUACUCUAUUUUUAGUUAAUAAAAAGACUACUAAAUUCUCUGAACAUUCUCAACAAUUACAUCAAUAAUAACAAAUAUUUAGUGUUAUUCAAUUUUGUUUCAUAAAAAGGUUUAUUAAUCGAAUAAGUUGGAAAAAGAAAAUAAAUGCUUAAUUUAAUUUCUAUUAAUACAAUAUCCUCAAAGAUUUAGGUUCCUCAUUUAAUCUAAAACUAUUUAGAGAUAGUGCCCUUAAUCUUAAACCCAUGAUUAGUCAAUUUAGCAAUUCCAAUGAUAAUCUAAAUUAAACUCUCAAAAAGAAGUAAUACUUAUGAUAAGUUCUAGGAUUUUCACAUAAAAAUUAUCAAAACAUUAUUCAGAUUUAAAAAAUUGCACUAAUAAUUUAUAUAAAAAAAUAGAGUUAGAAUUAGAGAAAAUACCAUUAAUCACACCAGAAUCACGAUCAAAGAUAGUUUGGGAUUGUGUAAUCAUGAUGAGUAGACUAUAUUUUCUAUUUAUUAUACCUUUGGAUCUAGCUUGGAAUCAUUAGUAAAUCAUAUAUGGUCAAUUAUAUGCAUCAACCAUCUUUAUGAUUCUACUCUUAGUUUUAGAUUUCAUAUUAAGCUUUAACAAUUCAUUCUACUAGUUUGGAUAAAUAGUUAGUAACAGAGUCACCAUUGCUAAAAAUGUUAUAAGCAAAAGCUAUGGCUUAGAAUCUAUUUCUAUACUUAUUUUAGUUAUUUAUGCUAUUAUUUUUAAUUCUAAUAAUCAAAGUUUAAAUCUAAUGAAUAAUUGGUGGGAUCUAAUUAUGUUAUUGUUUUUUGUACAAUGCAGAAAUAUUCCAAAAUUAAUUAGUUAAAUUGAAGAAACUUUAAAUUUAUCCAAACCCAGUAGUUCAUUAUUAGAAUUAUUCAAAUUGCUUUUAGUUUUAUUCUUUGUUCUACAUUGUUAUUCAUGUCUUUGGUACUUUGUAAUUUAUAAUAUUAAUAACUUAAUUAGGUUGGUUAUUAUAGUUAAUUGUAUUCAGAGAAGGGAAGCUGGUUAGAAUUUUAUCACAUUGAAAAUGAAACCUGGCAAAUUUAAUAUUUGUAUUCCUUUUAUUUCUCUACUGUCACUAUGUUUACAAUUGGUUAUGGAGAUGUUGUACCAAUAAGUUAUUUAGAAAGAAUUGUUGCUAUCCUUUAUAUGAUGAUUUGUAGUAUUUAACUUAGUUAUAGUGUCAGCACUGUAGGAGCAAUUAUCGAUACAAUAUCUGCUUAUGGAUAAGAAAAAAUGCGCAAAAUGAGGAAGAUUAAUACAUAUAUGUAAAAUAGAAAAAUUGAAUAUCAAUUAUAAUAUUAAAUUAGAGAAUACUUAAAUUACUAUUGGGAAUCAUAAAAUCAAGUAGAAAAUGAUGAAUUAAAUGAGAUAAUUAAUUAGUUAUCAGAAAAUCUAAGAGAAAAAUUAAUGAAUCAAUCAAAUUCUAUGAUUUUAAAUGAAUGUCCUUUAUUUAAAAAUAAUUUCAGUGAUGCUUUAAAAUCAAAAUUAGUUCAUAAAAUUAAGCCUGCAGUUAUAUAACCAGAGAACAUAAUCAAUUUUGACUCAAUUUUCCCUUAAUUACCUGUUGGCUAAUUAUUUGUUUGUUUUGUUGAAUUUGGAGAUAUUUAGAUAUUCAUUUAAAAUGAUUAAAAUGAUUCAAUCUUAGAAAAUCCAUAGAUUGCAGAGGUUAGUAAAGUUGGAAAAGGCUCAAGCCUAGGUAUUAUUAGUUUUAUAAGUGGGAAAUAAUCAUAAGAAAGAUUUAGAAGUAUAGGAUUUUCUAAAUUAUUGAUGCUUUCUCGAGAUGACUUUUUAAAAGUUAUUUAAGAUUUUCCAGAAGAUUAUGAAAGAUUUAGGAAUCUUUAUGAUAGUGUUUAAUUUGAUGAUGUAAGUGCUUUAUACAUGAAAUGUUUUAGUUGCAAUUCAAAUUAUCAUAGAGUUCUUUAAUGUCCAUUAUUACAUUAUAUUCCAGAUAGAGAAUUAAUAAUCAAAAGAUACUAAUUUAGUAUGAAUUAAACAAGAAAUAAACAUUUUCUUAGAAAUCCAUUUAGAUAAAGAGGGUACUUUGCAGCUCGAUUUGAUCAAGAAGUUAUAGAAUAAGAAGCAAAAUCAUUUAAUAAUAAUAAUUGGAAAUGGGCUGAAUUUUAUGAAGAACCUGAUGAUGAAAUACUUAAAAAAAGUGAUAUUUAAAUUAAUUAAGGUCACCUUGAAUAAAGUAGUUCUAAUCUACAAAUAUUAACCUAACCUAAUUUAUAAUAAAUAUCGAAUCCAAAUUCAUUCUUUCAUGAUUAAUCCCCUAAAUUAAAUUUAGAACCUCCAAUUACAAAAAAGAAAGCAACUUUAUUUCAAUAGAGAACAAAAACAAUUGAAUUAAUGGAUAUUGAUGAUAAAUCUUUAAAGGCAUCUUUAAUAAGUAAAGCCAGAAAUUAAAAUAUCUUCAAUAAUCUGAUGAUCAUUCAAGAGGAAGAUUAAAAGCAACGUUCUUCUUAAUUUUAAUUGAAAAAAAUAAGACCUUCAGUAACUGUUGAAUUAAAUCUAUAGAGAGUUAAAGAAAAUAUUUAAAGAAUGAAAAAAGUUGUUAAAGCAAUCACAAAUAUGAAUAGAAUUAAAAAAAAGUAAAAACAAAAAAAAGAGACUAAAUAAAUUGUUAAUUUAUUUGUUGAAAUUAAUUAAACUUAAAUAUUUAUUAAAGGAGUUUUAAACAAAGUUAGAAUUCGAUUAAAAUAGAUUUAGGAUGGUAAAAAGUAAAUCUUAUCUGAAAAAGAUAUUACAGAUACUGUGCUAUUAGAAAUUAAAUUAAAAAUGUAAAUCAAUCUAUUAAACGAAUUCUAAAAAAAAGAUUAAUAAUUUGUAAUGGAAUCUUAUAAAAAGUUUAAACAUUACCAAAUUCAAAAUAACUUAGAUUCGAUAAUAGAAAGAAUGUAUUUUUAUAAGUAGCAGCACUAAUUAAAUAAUUAAAUUAAAGAAUGCUAAUCAUAAUUAUUGAAAUAUAUGAUUUAUCCAGAGAUUUUCUUUGAAAAGUAUAGAUAUUAAUAGAUCAUCAUUCCAAAAUUUAAUAACUCAGAAUGUAGAAGAGAUUCAAUAGGAGACUCUGAACAUACUUUAAGAAGAAGCAGGAUACUAAAAAAAAGCUUCAGAAAUGUUAAAUCAACACAAGUAAGACCUGCAUCAGAAGGCACAGGUAAAAUCUAAUUUUGA